Molecule: messenger RNA, 1804 nt
Organism: Acipenser ruthenus (sterlet)
Lineage: Eukaryota; Metazoa; Chordata; Actinopteri; Acipenseriformes; Acipenseridae
Product: phosphorylase b kinase gamma catalytic chain, skeletal muscle/heart isoform-like
Exons: 10
Coding region: 597-1766 (389 amino acids)
Biological process (GO): protein phosphorylation; glycogen biosynthetic process
Cellular component (GO): phosphorylase kinase complex
Molecular function (GO): phosphorylase kinase activity; calmodulin binding; ATP binding
Source: RefSeq, a predicted model, not a curated record
CAAGUAGUAUAACUGAAUCCAGUUCAAUACAUUUAUAAAUCCAAACCAAUAAACUCUUAUUGCAAAAUGUAUUUACAUUACACCAUAUUCAUUAACAUAAUAUCCAUGGUGCAUUUAUGAGCUAUAGGAACUUAUUUUUUACGAGAUUGUAAAGCUAACGGACCCACACAUGCAAUAUAUUUGCCAUGUCUAAUACGGAAUGCCCCUGCGCGGUUUAAUUAAGCGACAGCGGGUCAUUCAUAGGUUACACUGUACUGAAUGCAGUCUAUUAACUAUCAACAGUCAAUGAAUAUAUGUGUCAGUAAGCUCGUGCUAAACGCUGCCUCUCCUUCCCGUUGCAUAGCGAUGUAUUUUUGGCUCUGUCAACGUGAUUUGACACAUCGCUCAAGCUCACAGCUAAUUCACUCUCAACUUCAGCCUUUUGAUAGCCUGCUAAACGUAGCAGGUGGCGAUUGUAUGCGUUAUGUAUUACUUCAGUUAUGAUUUUAACAUUUUUAUUUUAUAAAAUAUACGGAGCAGUUGUUUUAGAAGCUUCACUGGGCAUGUUUGUUGAUGCCAGGACAAAAAAGCUGAACUUGUAAAACGUGUAACCGAGAAUGACUCGAGAGGAGGAGUUACAAGGCUGGGUGGGAGCUGAUGAGUUCUAUAACAAAUAUGAACCAAAGGAGAUCCUCGGGAGAGGGGUGAGCAGUGUUGUGCGUCGCUGCAUUAAUAAGAAAACAAACCAGGACUACGCUGUGAAAAUCAUCGACGUUUCGUCAGAGAAGCUGACCUCCCAGGAGAUAGAGGAGAUCUGCGAUUCCACUGCCAAGGAAAUAGACAUCCUGAAAAAAGUCUACGGACAGAUGAACAUUAUUCAGCUGAACGAUUGCUAUGAGUCGAAAGUCUUCUUUUUCCUGGUGUUUGACUUAAUGAAGAGAGGAGAACUCUUUGACUACCUCACUGAAAAAGUAACCUUAAGCGAGAAGGAAACCAGAAAGAUAAUGCGUGCCCUGCUAGAAGUGGUUCAAUUCCUGCAUUCCCAGGACAUCGUUCACCGGGACCUGAAGCCAGAAAACAUCCUACUGGACGACGACAUGAACAUCAAACUGACUGACUUCGGCUUCUCCUGCCAGCUGGAGCCAGGACAGAAGCUCAAAGAGAUAUGUGGAACCCCAGGGUACCUGGCACCGGAAAUCAUUCAGUGCUCCAUGGAUGAGAACCACCCAGGAUAUGGAAAGGAAGUAGAUCUCUGGAGUUCUGGGGUGAUCAUGUACACCCUGCUGGCUGGGUCCCCCCCGUUCUGGCACAGGAAACAGAUGCUGAUGCUGAGAAUGAUUCUGAGUGGCAGCUAUGACUACAGCUCGCCAGAGUGGGAUGACCGAUCGGACACCGUCAAAGAUCUGAUCUCUCGGUUGCUGGAGGUGAACCCCGAGAAACGAUUCACAGCGACCGAAGCCUUGGCCCAUCCCUUUUUCCAGCAGUACAUCGUACAGGAAGUGCGGCACUUCAGUCCCUACAGGAGGUUCAAGGUCAUCUGCACCACUGUACUUGCUACGGUUCGUAUUUACUCCUCCUAUCGGCGUGUGAGGCCCGCCACCAAGGAGGUCAUAAUGAGAGACCCGUACGCGAUCAAGCCCAUACGCAAGAUGAUUGACGGCUGUGCCUUCAAGAUUUACGGACACUGGGUCAAGAAAGGCCAGGCUCAGAACAGGGCUGCCUUAUUCGAGAACACUGCCAAGGCAAUACUGCUGUCUUUGGCAGCACAGCCAGACUAUUUGUAUUAGUAAAUUAAAGCCAACUAAUAAACCUUUUGUUAAAUGGA